CAUUAUAAUGAGUCAAGCUACAUUUUCAUUAUGCAUGCAAUAAUUCAAUGAAUAAUUAAAUCAUAUGAUAUGUACAGAAUUAGGUGGCAAAAGAGCUUUUACUUGGCACAUGCACAUUAAAAUUCUUUCUUCACAUAUCUUAGCAAUGUUAGAAAGUUGGGCACAUAAUACAGCAUCCCUGGAGCAUACGGGUUUAAGGACCAAGAGUGGCAGCUUGGUGAUAAUGGGGCUUAAGCUCCUGACUUUCGAUCAAUAACCCAGAAACCUUUACCACUGAGGCACUACUACUACUAUGUGUGACCCACACACACCCACCCCAACCUAUGGCCCAUUGAAAAUUGUCGUGAAACUGGUCCGUUGUGCAAAAAAAAAAAAUUGUUAUAGAGAGCAAAACACUUCAUUAUUACAUAAUCGGUUUUGAUUCAUUAGUGGGCCUGAGGUCUAGUGUGGUCUAGGAUAACCCAUCCAUAGAGUGUCUAUACCAAGGAUAAUUACACUGAUUACAUUUACAGCAUUUGACAGAAUCCUUUGUCCGGUGAUGAUACACCUGAGCAGUUAGGAAUAAAAAGGGGCCUUGCACAGGGGCCCAAGAGCUUGGCUGGGAUUUUAACUCAUGACCUUCUGAUCAGAAAUCUUAAACUAAUAUCUGACCUCAAAACCAAUUCAAUCCAUUGAUUUAAGAUCAUAAAUUGAAUGUUUUGUGUCAGUGUAUCUGUAUGAACUAGACUUGGAUACAAUCCUGAUCCUCUUUACCCUUAUACUGAAGAUCAGCUCCCACAAUUACUACAAAUGUGUACAUUUUUUAAUCAAAAUAUAUUUCCCUUUAUGAUUCAGUCCCAGUCUGGUGUAUUAAAGUAACCCGAAACGCGGUAUCCCGCGUCAUAAUGGUAUAAAUACGUCUUUUUUUAAGUUCAAAGACUCCAAAAUCUGCACAGAGUCUCUCCGAAGCGCGACAGUGACGAGCAGCAGCCGCCAUUUUGAAUGCGUUCACACUACACCUCGGCCAAAGCUGGAACUAUGCCGCGGGGCCGGCCUCGGAAACACCGGGAUAACACUGCCAAGGCAGGAGACGUGGCAGAGGAGCUGAGGGUGGAGAAUGCAAGCAGUGCUGAACAUCGUUGCAGCAUCUGCCCUCUUACCUACAGCACCGAGAACCAGCUGCUCAAACACCUCAGAGAGCAUGAAGCGAACGACAAGCCUCACCGCUGCGACAAGUGUUCGCAGUCGUACAACAUGGAGUUUAACCUCAUGCUGCACAAGUCGACCCAUAGCACAGCCGAGCCCACCUGCCCCGUGUGUGAGAAAAAGUUCACCCGUGUCGCCAGUCUCAAAUCGCAUGUCAUGGUGCACGAGAAAGAGGAGAAUCUGCUGUGCUCGGAGUGCGGCGAUGAGUUCGUGCUGCACAACCAGCUUGCCCUGCACCUCGAGGAACACCGGAGAGAACUCACUGGAACCCGAGUUUUUACUUGCAGAACCUGCAGAGCUGAGUUCCCCUCAGCCAGUCAGCUGAAGGAGCACAACCGCACCCAUGCAAAAAUCAGGCCAGUCUUGAGCAGCUCUCGGAACUACAAGAAGAGCAUUGAUCGCAGCGGUUUCACCAACACCUGCCAUCACUGUGGCAAGACGUUUAAAAAACCCAGCCAGCUUGUCCGACACAUCCGCAUUCACACGGGGGAACGGCCGUUCAAGUGCACACACUGUGGUAAGGCUUUUAACCAGAAGGUGGUGCUGCAGACUCACAUGGUGCGCCACACUGGCGAGAAGCCCCACCUCUGCAUGCUUUGCCCCGCCUCCUUCUCUCAAAAAGGAAACCUGCAAUCCCAUGUCCAGCGUGUGCACUCUGAGACCGCAGGUGUCCCUGUGUAUCCGUGUAUGGAUUGUAGCUGUGUGUAUAAGAAGCUAGGCAGCCUGAAUGCUCACAUCAGUAAAAUGCACAUCUCCAUCAUGGAGGUGGAGGAGACGCCCAGCACACAGGUAAACACCUACUCAAAUAAAGACAGGGUCAUUAUAAGUUAUACGCAUCCAAGUGUGCUCAUUGACUCUUCACUCACAUCCUGUUUCCUGAAGGAGGUGCAGGAACCAGUGCAGACAGGAGGUGGGACAGAAGGUGCGGAGGGCAUGACCGAUGUGAUCCAGCAACUGCUGGAACUUUCAGAGCAGGCAACCAGUGACAACGCUCAGGCUCCACCUCCUGGACAGGUUAUCACUAUGGAGACGGCUAUCAAUCAAGAUAUCUUACAGCAAGCCCUGCAGAACAGCGGUCUCAGUUCAAUCCCAGUUCAGCCGGAGGUUCAGGGCAACGCUGCAGUACCUCCACUCACCACAGAGGGCACUAACACCCACCCUGCUCACAGCCACAAACCCACUGGCACUUUACCACACAAACUGCUGAAAAAGGAAAAAAGGAACCUCUUAAAAAAGACUGUACAGAUACCUGGCACUAUCAGAGAGGAGUGUGGAGUACGCUGGCACGGUUGCCCAUACUGCUGUAAAGAGUUUAAGAAGCCGAGCGAUCUGGUGCGUCACAUCCGCAUACACACACACGAGAAGCCGUACAAGUGCGCGCAAUGUUUCCGAGCAUUCGCCGUGAAGAGCACGCUCACUGCACACACCAAAACGCACUCUGGCAUCAAGGCCUUCCAGUGUAACCACUGCAGGAAGAGCUUCUCUACCUCAGGCAGCAUGAAAGUGCAUAUGAGGCUGCACACGGGUGUUCGGCCGUUUCCGUGUCCACACUGCGAUAAGAUCUUCCGGACAUCGGGACACAGGAAGACGCACAUCGCCUCACACUUCAAAAAUCUGCAGCAGAAGAAGCACAAAUUUCCGCGCAAACCAAACCGAGCACGGGUCUCCAAACACAGCAUACCAAUUCCUGAGAUACAACUGCAGGAGCCUAUCCUCAUCUCUGACCUGGGUCUGCUGCAGAAUCAGAACUCGCGUGCCGCACUUCAGCAGUAUCUGGACAUCGUGGAGAACGAGCGGCCGUACAAGUGCACAUUUUGCAGCAAAGCGUACAAGAAGUCGAGCCACCUCAAACAGCACGUCAGAUCGCACACAGGCGAGCGGCCGUAUAAGUGCUUGCAGUGCAGUAAAGGCUUCGCGUCAUCGGGUGUGUUGAAGGCUCACAUCCGCACACACUCGGGCCUGAAGGCAUAUAAGUGCCUGCUGUGUGACACUACUUUCACCACCAACGGCAGCCUGAGGCGCCACAUGACCACACACAGCGACCUCCGACCCUACAUGUGCCCUUACUGCCAAAAAACCUUCAAAUCCUCUCCAAAUUGCAGAAAGCACAUGAAGACGCACAGGUAUGAAUUGGCCCAGCAGCUUCGACAGCAGCAGGGCUCAUCGGAAGACCCAUCUCUCGAAGAUCCAUUGGGAGGUGCCAGUACUGUGGUAGUACCAAUGGGUGGAACCGGUGAAGUAGAGGACCCAGUUGGUGGUGGGGCUAACACGGUACCUCAUGAGCUGCAGGUCGGAGCAACAGGACUGGCAGCUUCUAGUUCCAUUAUGGGGACAGGACCUCAGGCCAUGAUGCAAGUAGUGAGUGAAAACCAGGUGGUGGCACUUGGGGAAGCACCUAUGGUACAGGAUGCAGAGUCAUUUGUGACCACGCAGCACAUCAGCCAAUACGGGACACAGACCCUUCAACAGCCUGCAUAUGACCAACCUGCACUGACGCAAGGUUUCUCCAUCUCGGAAGGGUAUACCCAGCAUACUACACUUUCCUCGGUGCAACAGUUGCAGGAUUCGAGCACGCUCGAGUCGCAGGCACUAAACUCCACUUACACACAGAGCUUACUGAAUGUGCACACCACUGAGACGACAGUUUUACUACAGGAUUCAAAUCGGACGGAUUAUCAGGAUGAGGAUGACGAGGAGGAGAACAGCAAGAGGAAUUACAGGUGCAGCGUGUGUGAUAAAGGCUUUAAGAAGUCGAGUCACCUGAAGCAGCACAUUCGCUCACACACUGGCGAGAAGCCGUACGGCUGCAACCUCUGUGGGCGGAACUUCGUCUCCACCGGCGUUCUCAAAUCGCACCUGAACACGCACACAGGUGUGAAGCCGUUUAAGUGUAACGUGUGCGACUCCUCGUUCACCACGAACGGCAGCUUGAAUCGUCACUUGAUCAUCCACCAGAACACAAAGCCGUACCGGUGUACUGUGUGUGACCAGAGUUUCCGCACACACCUACUACGACGCAAGCACAUGAAGCUGUUCCAUGCUGUUGGGCCCAGAGUCCUGGACGGAGACGAAGAGACUGUGGAGGUUGAUGUCGGGGACCCCUCGCUGGCGAAGCGCAUCAGGUCCGGCAUCAUCACAUUCUCAGAGCAGCAGACGGCCGAGCUGGCGCAGAGCGACCCGGGGAAUGACGCUUCAGUGUCUGAGAAGGUCCUGAUCCAGUCUGCUGCAGAGAGAGAUCGCAUCAGUGAGAUCAAAGAUAAGAGCACGCUCGAUCUCGAGCCCAAGUUCCCUAAUCGCUGCCAGUUUUGCCCGAAGAGCUUUAAAAAGCCCAGCGACCUUGUUAGACACGUCCGAAUUCACACCGGAGAGAAGCCUUAUAAAUGCGAUGAUUGUGGGAAGAGUUUUACAGUGAAGUCUACGCUUGACUGCCACGUCAAGACACACACAGGCCAGAAGCUGUUCACAUGCCACAUGUGCAGCACAGCGUUUUCCACCAAAGGCAGUCUGAAAGUGCAUAUGCGUCUCCACACCGGCUCCAAACCCUUUAAAUGUCCCUACUGCGAUCAGCGAUUCCGCACAUCUGGCCAUCGCAAAACGCACAUGCAGUGCCACCUGAAGUCCGGCUCUGAGAACAGGAAGUCCAGACACUCGGCUCAGAGCCACAUCACUGCCCAGAAUGCACCUGGACAGCAGGCCCCGUCCACUGCACCCGAAACACUGCCUUCUGUCGGCCUUCUGCAUAGUGCGGGCAAUGACCCCAACAUCUACAUUCACGGAAACCCAGUCCUGACUGGACAGUAUGAUCCGAGCCUGCUGCAACAAGGCAUUGUCGGACAGACUAUCCUUCCAGCUACCAUGUCAGCGAGUGGUGACCUGACAGUGUCCCUAACAGAAGGUUUGGCCACGUUCGAGGGGAUUCAGCUGCAGCUCGCGCCAUCGGGCCUGCUUUGUCCCAACGUCCAGAUAUCUGGCAUUGACACGGCCAGUAUUAACAACAUCACACUGCAGAUUGACCCCAGUAUCCUGCAGCAGACUCUACAGAGCGGCUUAUUGAGUAUCGACUCCACUCUGUCGUCUCAGGCCAGUGCACACCUGCUGGCCAGUGAUGCUGCAGGACACGCUAACGUCGUGAUUCAGAACCCCAGCGUUUCCAUCGGCAACCUCACAGAGCAGGAACACACAGCCUCAGAACAGUUGGCUCAGGUGGUCGGAGCAACGGCGCUGGUGGGAAACGGGACUUCAGGAGCACAAGAGAUCACACUCACCAUCAGCAACCAACAUGCACACACUCUCCCUCAUACACAUCCAGACACACACACUCAUACCACCAAUACCAACUCACUGUCCAAUAGCAACCAGGAGAUCACGCUUACUAUAUCAGGUCAGGACCUGUUGCCACCACCUUGUACAGGCACAGGAGUAGAAAUGGGCGGGGCUUUGAGAUUGACCACAUCUCCCUCCAGCAGCAACUCUCUCACUCUCAGUUCCGAGCAGCUUCUAACACAAAGCAGCAUAGCAGUGACCACUCUGGCUCCCAGCACCUCUCUUUCUCAAAACAUAUCAAUGACAUCAGGGAGUGUGUCCAGCGACAGUAGUGUCACACUUGCUCUGGCGGAUACACAGAUGCUGGACACGGUCACAAUGAACCUCAACGCUCAGGGCCAGCAGUUCCAAGGUGUGGUGUGUGAGGAAGGAUCAUCGGUGCAGCCGGCAAACACGGCGCAACAGGAUACGACUCAGACAGAAGAAUCCAAGGAGGCAAAUCAGUGUUUCUACUGCAGUAUGGAUUUUCCCUCAACGGCCAUGCUUCGUCGCCACUGGAGGAUCGCACACGGCAAAGAACGCUGCUACGUCUGCGGUGUGUGUAACAAGGCCUUCAAACGACAAACACACCUCAAGGAGCAUGAGUUUGUCCACACCAACGGUCCAUCCCUGAGCUCUCAAAAGCCACGUCUUUUUAAGUGUUUUAACUGUGAAAAAGCGUUCGCCAAGCCGAGCCAGCUGGAAAGACACAUCCGAACACAUACAGGUGAGCGGCCCUAUAAGUGCGAGCAGUGUGAUAAAGCAUUUAAUCAGAAGAGUGCGCUGCACAUCCACAACGUCAAACACACCGGCGAGAAGCCGUACAAGUGCGAGGUGUGUAGUAUCAGCUUCACACAGAAGAGCAACAUGAAGCUUCACAUGAAAAGGUCUCAUGGCUUUGCUAAACCGUUGGAGGACGGAGCAGAGGCAGACCGAGAGCAGGAGUGUGUUUCUGAGGCAGCGCAGGCUCCGCCCCCUAGAGACGAAACCUCAGCAGGACUGCAACUGCACACGACAGACCAGGAAACAGAGCCACACUGGCAGGUCUUCCCCUAAGCUCUAACCACUCCACUACAACCCACCCACUCAUUCCCUACUGAACCUGAACUCUAAAGCCCCUCUACUCAUCUCUACUUCUUACGCAUCACCCAGUCCCUAUUUGCAGCUUUAAAAGGUCCCCAAACCCC
Silurus meridionalis is the source of this 6674-nucleotide messenger RNA. Its product is annotated as zinc finger protein 236-like. The record is from RefSeq and is a predicted model, not a curated record. Gene Ontology annotation, cellular component: nucleus. Gene Ontology annotation, biological process: regulation of transcription by RNA polymerase II. Gene Ontology annotation, molecular function: DNA-binding transcription factor activity, RNA polymerase II-specific; RNA polymerase II cis-regulatory region sequence-specific DNA binding; zinc ion binding. NCBI's taxonomy places the organism in Eukaryota, Metazoa, Chordata, Actinopteri, Siluriformes, Siluridae. The coding region runs from base 982 to 6543 and encodes 1853 amino acids. The transcript is spliced from 31 exons.